Messenger RNA from Heterocephalus glaber (naked mole-rat), 14507 nucleotides. It is a transcript of the gene Hipk2, whose product is annotated as homeodomain interacting protein kinase 2. Gene Ontology annotation, cellular component: nucleus; PML body; cytoplasm. NCBI's taxonomy places the organism in Eukaryota, Metazoa, Chordata, Mammalia, Rodentia, Bathyergidae. The record is from RefSeq and is a predicted model, not a curated record. Gene Ontology annotation, biological process: peptidyl-threonine phosphorylation; peptidyl-serine phosphorylation; intrinsic apoptotic signaling pathway in response to DNA damage by p53 class mediator. Gene Ontology annotation, molecular function: protein tyrosine kinase activity; protein serine/threonine kinase activity; SMAD binding.
GCGGGCGCGGGCGGCCUCGGCGGCGCCGCGAGCGGAGACGCAGGCUCAAGAUGGCAGAAGCCGCCUGAGGCGGGGGGGGCCGAGCCCGCGCGCCGCGUUCCCGCGCCCGUUGCCAUGAGCCGCGGACACCCCAGCCCCGACGGCCCGCAUGUGCGAAGGAGCAGUCUGGAGAGCUGUGUCUUCUAGGCAUCUUCUGAAGAGUGUUGUGGUUCAGUUCCCAAGAACACACACACACAAAAGGUGAAGAAGGCAAUCUAGAGUGUCCACUUCAACAUGGUAUGGCCUCACAUGUGCAAGUUUUCUCCCCUCACACCCUUCAGUCAAGUGCCUUCUGUAGUGUGAAGAAACUGAAAGUUGAGCCGAGUUCCAACUGGGACAUGACUGGGUACGGCUCCCACAGCAAAGUGUAUAGCCAGAGCAAGAACAUCCCACCUUCUCAGCCAGCCACCACAACCGUCAGCACCUCCUUGCCGAUCCCAAACCCAAGCCUCCCUUACGAGCAGACCAUCAUCUUCCCAGGAAGCACCGGGCACAUAGUUGUAACAUCAGCAAGUAGCACUUCUGUCACCGGGCAAGUCCUCGGCGGACCACAUAACCUAAUGCGUCGAAGCACUGUGAGCCUCCUUGAUACCUACCAAAAAUGUGGACUCAAGCGUAAGAGUGAGGAGAUUGAGAAUACGAGCAGCGUGCAGAUCAUCGAAGAGCAUCCACCCAUGAUUCAAAAUAAUGCUAGUGGGGCCACUGUAGCCACUGCCACUACAUCCACUGCCACCUCCAAAAACAGUGGCUCCAACAGUGAAGGUGAUUAUCAACUGGUGCAGCAUGAAGUACUGUGCUCCAUGACCAACACCUACGAGGUUUUAGAGUUCUUGGGCAGAGGGACAUUUGGGCAAGUGGUCAAGUGCUGGAAACGAGGUACCAAUGAAAUUGUGGCCAUCAAGAUCCUGAAGAACCAUCCUUCAUAUGCCCGGCAGGGUCAGAUAGAAGUGAGCAUUUUGGCCCGGCUGAGCACAGAGAGCGCCGAUGACUACAACUUUGUUCGGGCCUAUGAGUGCUUCCAGCAUAAGAACCACACAUGCUUGGUCUUUGAGAUGUUGGAGCAGAACCUCUAUGACUUUCUCAAGCAGAACAAGUUUAGCCCCUUACCCCUCAAAUACAUUCGCCCGGUCCUCCAACAGGUAGCGACAGCCCUGAUGAAACUCAAAAGCCUGGGUCUUAUCCAUGCCGACCUCAAACCAGAGAAUAUCAUGCUGGUGGAUCCAUCCAGACAACCAUACAGAGUAAAGGUCAUCGAUUUCGGCUCGGCCAGUCACGUGUCCAAGGCCGUGUGCUCCACCUACUUGCAGUCACGGUAUUACAGGGCCCCUGAGAUCAUCCUGGGUUUACCAUUCUGUGAGGCGAUUGAUAUGUGGUCCCUGGGCUGUGUCAUUGCAGAGCUGUUCCUGGGCUGGCCGUUAUAUCCAGGAGCUUCAGAGUAUGAUCAGAUCCGGUAUAUUUCACAAACACAGGGUUUGCCAGCUGAAUAUUUAUUAAGCGCAGGGACAAAGACAACCAGAUUUUUCAACCGUGACACAGACUCGCCAUAUCCUUUGUGGAGACUGAAGACACCAGAUGACCAUGAAGCAGAGACGGGGAUUAAGUCAAAAGAAGCAAGAAAGUACAUUUUCAACUGUUUAGAUGAUAUGGCCCAGGUGAACAUGACGACAGAUUUGGAAGGGAGUGACAUGCUGGUGGAGAAGGCAGACCGGCGAGAGUUCAUCGACCUGUUGAAGAAGAUGCUGACCAUAGAUGCUGAUAAGAGAAUCACUCCGAUCGAAACCCUGAAUCACCCUUUUGUCACCAUGACACACUUGCUUGAUUUUCCACACAGUACACAUGUCAAAUCAUGUUUUCAAAACAUGGAGAUAUGCAAGCGGCGAGUGAAUAUGUACGACACGGUGAACCAGAGCAAAACCCCUUUCAUCACACAUGUGGCCCCCAGCACAUCUACCAACCUGACCAUGACCUUUAAUAACCAGCUGACCACUGUCCACAACCAGGCUCCCACCUCCACCAGUGCCACUAUUUCCUUAGCCAAUCCUGAGGUCUCCAUACUAAACUACCAAUCUACACUCUACCAGCCCUCAGCGGCAUCCAUGGCUGCAGUGGCCCAGCGGAGCAUGCCCCUGCAGACGGGAACAGCCCAGAUUUGUGCCCGACCUGACCCCUUCCAGCAAGCACUCAUCGUGUGUCCCCCUGGCUUCCAAGGCUUACAGGCCUCUCCCACCAAGCAUGCUGGCUACUCAGUGCGCAUGGAAAACGCCGUUCCCAUCGUCACUCAAGCCCCGGGAGCUCAGCCUCUUCAGAUCCAGCCAAGUCUGCUUGCUCAGCAGGCCUGGCCAAGUGGCACCCAGCAGAUCCUGCUCCCCCCAGCUUGGCAGCAGCUAACUGGAGUGGCCACACACACAUCCGUGCAGCAUGCAACUGUGAUUCCUGAGACCAUGGCAGGCACCCAGCAGCUGGCCGACUGGAGAAACACGCAUGCUCACGGCAGCCAUUACAAUCCCAUCAUGCAGCAGCCUGCCCUAUUGACAGGUCAUGUGACCCUUCCCGCUGCCCAGCCCUUAAAUGUAGGUGUGGCCCAUGUGAUGCGACAGCAGCCAACCAGCACCACCUCCUCCCGGAAGAGUAAGCAACAUCAGUCCUCUGUGAGAAACGUCUCCACCUGUGAAGUGUCGUCCUCGCAGGCCAUCAGCUCCCCACAGCGAUCCAAACGUGUAAAGGAGAACACACCCCCCCGCUGCGCCAUGGUGCACAGCAGCCCGGCCUGCAGUGCCUCUGUCACCUGCGGGUGGGGUGACAUGGCCUCCAGCACCACCCGGGAGCGACAGCGGCAGACGAUUGUCAUCCCAGACACCCCCAGCCCCACAGUCAGCGUCAUCACCAUCAGCAGUGACACAGAUGAGGAGGAGGAGCAGAAACACGCCCCCACCAGCACUAUCUCCAAGCAAAGGAAAAAUGUCAUCAGCUGCGUCACAGUCCACGACUCUCCGUACUCCGACUCCUCCAGCAACACCAGCCCAUACUCUGUGCAGCAACGCACUGGGCACAACACCUUUGACACCAAAGGGGGGCUGGAGAACCAUGGCAAUCCCCGAACCAUCAUCGUGCCCCCCCUGAAAACCCAGGCCAGCGAAGUACUGGUGGAGUGUGACAGCCUGGGGCCAGUCAGCACCAGUCACCACUCCUCCUCCUACAAGUCCAAGUCCUCCAGCAACGUGACCUCUACCAGCGGUCACUCUUCAGGGAGCUCAUCGGGAGCCAUCGCCUACCGGCAACAGCGGCCAGGCCCCCAUUUCCAGCAGCAGCAGCCCCUCAACCUCAGCCAGGCUCAACAGCACAUGGCCACGGACCGCGCCGGGAGCCACCGACGGCAGCAGGCCUACAUCACUCCCACCAUGGCCCAGGCCCCAUACUCCUUCCCACACAACAGCCCCAGCCAUGGCACCGUCCACCCCCACCUGGCUGCUGCUGCCGCCCAUCUCCCCACACAGCCGCACCUCUACACCUACACAGCACCAGCCGCCCUGGGCUCCACUGGCACCGUGGCCCACCUAGUGGCCUCCCAAGGCUCGGCGCGCCACACUGUGCAGCACACUGCCUACCCGGCCAGCAUCGUCCACCAGGUCCCCGUGAGCAUGGGCCCCCGGGUGCUGCCCUCACCCACCAUCCACCCGAGUCAGUAUCCAGCCCAGUUUGCCCACCAGACCUACAUCAGCGCCUCGCCAGCCUCCACCGUCUACACUGGAUACCCACUGAGCCCCGCCAAGGUCAACCAGUACCCUUACAUAUAAACACUGGAGGGGGCCAGGGAGGGAGGAGGGGGCGCCGGCCACCCCGGGAGCUGCCACAUACUGAAGGUGCCACACACACACAAUGCAAACAGGGUGGGCGGGAGGGGCAGGGACAGGACUCAGAGAAACUUGAACCAGGAAGUGAGAGGACUUAGAGCAGAGAAGAGAACAUUUUGAAAGGAAGGGAUUGAGGAGGGGAAAAAUCUAUGCUUUUUAUUUUAAAAAAGAAAAAGAAAAAAAAAAUAUCAGUAACAGAAAAACACAGCUCAUGAACCCAUUCCGCACCCAACUGGAAAGGAGAAGAGAGCCGCAGGAAGAUCCCAGGAGUGAGGGGCCCCAGUUUUUGAAGAAUUUUAUCUAUGAACUUUUCAAAGAUUAUUUUCAUAUGGCAGCAAGUGACACUGAAGAAUUUGCUGUCAGGGACACCUGAUGGGAAGUCCAAUAGAUUUUUAAUGAAUUGAACAGAAGAAUUAGGGAUUUUUCCAGAACUCUAAAGGGUCAACACCAUUUCAGGGUGUCAGGCCAUGGCUGAAAUCAGGGGCCGAUGCACGGGGUUUGGUCUGGGGGAGCCCAGGUCUGGCGAAUUCGUCAGGAGCAGUGGGGAACAGCCAGGCUAAUGGGACCUCUUGGGAGAGGGGCUGGUUUUCUCUUUCUGAGCACUCUGGAGAAAUCCCUAAGCAAUGUUAUUCCUCAGAUGUCAUUAAUAAUGUGUGUUGCAAACUUUAGGUUCCCCCACACACACCCUCGAAGAUUUAGUUUCUCUUUGAAUCAACCCCUAGUCACAUAGCAUAGGGCUAGCGGUCGUCAACGACACCCUAGUAGAAUGUAGCACUCGCACCCUUGUUUUCUACCUUGUGUUCAACUCCAGUGAUACCAAUAGACUAUUCCUAUGUAAUUGCACAAAAAAAUGGGAUAGCAUAGGCAUGUAACCAAUGUGGUGGUCCAGGUGAGCAAGCGAGCAAGCGCGUGUGGGUGUGAGCGCCGGUGCCGCCUCCCCUGUGUUCCUCAGCACCGCCGUCACGGCCCUCAGUCUUGAUUUUACACCAUUCCCUCCUAGUGCCUUACUGAACAACAGACAGACGCGUGUGAGGGUUUACUUCCACUGGUUCACAGCAGGCUGAGCUUGUCAGCGGGCGCCUCUCUUCUGUUGCGCAGUGGUAACAUUUUACUUGAGUCUUUCCUUUUUUUGUUGGGUUUUUCUCCUUGUUUCAUGCCAUUGUCUUUCUUGGGCUGUCUGCAAGUAGGAUGUCAGGGAAGCUGGCAGGACCAUGAGAAUUCAAGGAUCUUGAGAGCUGUUUGGGAGCCAAAAGGUGAUGAAGAUCUCUGAUGACAGAAAUGGUUUUUGUUGUUUCCUUUGGGGCACCCUUCACCCUCACCCAUCCGUGCCCAAGCUCUGCUGUGUGUGGGACCUAGGAUUUAGGCAUGUCAGCUUUGCCAGCGGCUUCCGGCCUCCAGGCCCAGCACAGCGUACUGGGGCCAUCUGUGGAGAGGCCCGGAGGCCAGGUGUCUGUCUCCAGUGGCACCCCAGUCCCUCCCUUCCACAAGAAGCCUAGUAUGCUCAGAUCUGCGCCACGCUUUUCUCUCCCACCAGCACUGCAGAGAGGGGCUUCCUCUGUAGACAACCACCAACCUGUUCCUGUUGAAUUCAUCCCUUGAGUUGCCCAGAUCUGCCCGAGAGUUUGGGCCCCACAGUUUGGGUUUUGGAAUUUGAAGGGUCUGGUGGGCAGAAGGCUGGAAGAACGCUGGUGAGAGUGACCAGAGCUUCUCCACUGCACUUGGGAAAAAACUCACAGACAGUGAAAUCGCCAAAUUCAACCCUGUACCCUCUUCACACCUCUGACACUUCUGGAAGUGUUCUCAGGCUUAGAACACUGCAGGCAGUGGGGUGAGUGGGAAGUAGAUCCUGCUGCUUAGAGUGGACCAGUCGAGCUGGGGACACUAUAGAAGCUUUCUGGGCAGGGAUGGGCUUCAAAGGAUGGCUCUGAUUGUUUGGCCCUGGCACAGAGUCCCAGCCCAUCCCUCAGUCAAGUUCCCAGUGCACCGAGAUCUUCCAGCCAGCAGCCUGUCCUCCCUUCCUUCAUCUCUUCCCUCACAGGCCCUGAGCAAUCUACUGUGAAAGGGUUUUCGUAGCGAAGUCCACCGCCUUUAGUAGCGAAGCCAUGACUUAGCUCUUAGCUGUGAAAGAACUCUGGAAACUUCCCCACCCCAACCCUAAAUUCUUACCUUAUAAAGAAACAAGUCCCCAAACUAGAAGUGGCUUAGGGCAGGCCUUGGGGCAAAAGGAAGCACAGCAUGACCUGCAUAAAGCUGAGCACAUGCUGGCAGCACUGUAGGGACACAGAGACAGAGUGGCGACAGCCUAUAGCAGGGAGUCACUCUCCUUGCCAUGAUCAAUACCAGCAUCAGCUGGAGGUGGGGCGGUGCCCGGCCUGAGACUGGGAAGCUGGGUGGUUCAGAGAGAACGAGGGAGCCCUCCCUGAGCCACGCCAGCCUGGGAGACAUGGCUGCCACAGACCUUUGGGCAGCCAGAUGGCAGCAGUGUUCCAUGGCAUCUCAUACUGAGUCACGCAGCAUCAGCUCAGCAGCCUCACUUUGCUGUCCUGGGCAGCACGCUGGCCUGCGUGGCACAACACAGUUCCAGUCCUCUAGAUCUGUUCUCUUAGGGGAAAGAUGACCUAAAAGUUCUGCUCAUUUCUUUUUGUCUCCUUAAGUGGAAGCUUCUUAACUCUUUCUCCUGAAAUUUUCUUUCCUUUUCUCCUCCCAGACAGGAAUGAAAAUUCCAUGCUGCUCAUAAUGUUAAUAUUAUCAUGCUGAUUAUUUUAUUUUUGUCAUUGCCAUUAUAUUUAUGAUCAUCAUUAUCCUGUUGCUAUUUUAGUCAGGGUUUUAAAUGCACAUUUAUUCCAAGUAUCUUUGUGUUUCCCUUUAAUAUUUAAACUUAUAAUAUUAUGCCUGUGAGUAUCUGAGUAGACUGGAGGGAUGCACAGAUGUCCAAUUUUGUCAGACAAAAAGGAAAGACCCAGGAUUUAGGAAAAUUAUUCCUGUCAUCUCUAUUCUACGAAUAGCUAUCAUGAAAGACCCGCCAUAGAACAAAGUUGAAAGAAGGUGUCACGACCUUUCUCUAUAGUCCAGCCUGGGCUCUGGGCAACACGACCAUCGUCAAUGUAUGUCCCUAGAUUUCCAGGGACCGAGGGCCCAAGGAGGCAGCUUGUGGGUGAGGGGCUGCUGGGGCACCCCUUAGACUAUUGAACCCUAGCCCUUACACAGCAUCUCCCCCAGUUGUCUCCUCUCCUGUGCUUCUGAUACAUAAGCCACAAAAGCCCCUCUCUUCCCAGAGCUGACCCAGCCCCUUUGCACAACAUUCCCCCUUUUCCCACGAGCACGCCCAGAGUGUGGUUUGUGUCCCUCUUGGAAGCCACUGGUGGGAAGCCUGGAGUAAGAGUAACGGGUGCUGGAGCCUCCCCGGGAUGUUUCAGCCCCACCGUUCUCCAUUCACCCUCCCCACUUUCCCUGCACACACACAUCCUCCCAGCGUGCAGUUCACUGAGCCAGGAAGGAGUGUCCGAAUUGGGAGGAAGCAGAGAGCCCUCAGCAAGGUCCAGCAGCCAGCCAGACGUUGCAGGCCACACCCCCUCAUCUUUGCCAAAUGGAAAGCCACAGCAGGGCCAUGUGGCUAGCCCCUCGGGUUCUGAUGCCCCCUUAGUGCCUGCACUGUAGAUGAUGGCUGCCCAUGGGCUACCUACCAAGCCACUGUGAAGAAAGGUUUGACAUGGGCAGCUCCUGUGAGCAGAAAUGAGUUGUUGGACAGUGGACAGACAUUCGGUAGAUGUUUGUGCCCACCUGAGUCCUCACCUCACACCCUCUUCUAAUCCUGAGCACAGAGGUGUUGCGUCAGAAGCCAUACAAGAAGAUCCCAGUGUGCUCAUUAGCACCCUUGCCCAGAUCCCCACUGGUGCUCAGCACUGAGUACCCUCGGCAAAGCUGCCUUCCCUGGACCAAGCUUUCAAGUGGAGGGAUACCCACCUCCCUAUUCAGACCCCAACUCCCCCAGCACAUCCUCUAGUCUUGGAUGGGCUCUAUCCUUCCUCAGGGAAGAAAAUGGUCCUGAGCAAGAAGUUGGCAAGGACAGGUCUGGGAGAGGCAUCUGGUUGGAGCCUUAUGAACCUCAAGGCAACCUGCUUCUGUGUGCCAUUUCUCACUGAUGUGUCUGGGCACUGGCACCCGUGUCUCUGCUCAGUUUGGGACAUUUCCAAGGGAAAGGGGUGAGCAGGGUGUGGUGGGCGAGUCCAGUGUGGUUGCCAGUUACCACUGUGGGGCGCAGCAAGUGGUCGGCAAAUUCAGAGGAGGAAGGAGGCUGGAGAGAACGACCAUUUCCGUUUGCCUCCUGGGCUGCAUGGACUUGUCGUGCCCUCCUGGUGGCUGGGUCUCUGGGGUGUGGAAGCUAGCUAGGCUGACCUCCCAGCCUGGAGCACCCAGCCUGCCCAAUCGCCACUGUGUCGGACAGGUUGGGAAGGGGAGCUGGGCACACCUGAUGGGAUGAUGUCCCUUGACUCAGUCUCAGGAGUUGCAGACACUCAUUUUGGAACAAGCUCGUGGAGGAGGAAUUGGGUCAUGUGAGUGUGUGUGAGUGAGGAGCACAAACGUUCUUGGGAACCAGAGCACGGAGACGAGCAGGCUUCAGGAAGUGUUGCUGAUAUUCACGGUCGCUGGACUGACACAGGUCCCCACCGUUAUCUGGACAAGGGCAGGUAAGAUAGGGGACAGCUGCUCCAGCUGGCCUGCCAAGGAGCCACUAGGACAGAAAACAGAAGAAAAUAGCUCAGUGCCCUCAACUAGCAGAGAGAACUCUCAACAGAGAGCCAACAGUUCAUCGGCAGGCCCAGCCUGGCACUGUGCGAGGCUGGCAGGAGCUAUUUGCCACAACACAUUGCAGCCCUGGGACACACAGGCUCCUUUCCCCAUUUGUUUCUUCUUUCUGGUGUUUGACAGAUUUUCAAAGGGGAAGCCUCAAAAUUGAGCAGGUCAGUGAUGUCCUUACCAAAUUGGAAAGGGAAGCGAAACUGUUCCUUUCUGUAGCCAAAGAAUCCUCAAAGACGCCUCCAGAGAUGAGAACAUGACAUCCCUCUUGCUCCUUUCUGAGCAAUAAUGACAUCAUCGGUGACACAAUUCCAUUUUUCUUUCGGCCCUGACUUUUUUUUAAUUGCUUUUUUGAUUGCAUUUAUUUUAAAACUACACUCAUCUUGGAGAGGAGGAGUAGUGACCCUACAUUGCUGCUGCUACAUAAAGGCAGAGGCCCCACACCCAUCAUGCGUGACUGCAGGCACAACAAAGGCUCCGAUGACAGCGUGCCACCACUCCAUGCCUCAGGACUGUUUCUCAUCUCCACACUGGACUCAGUCAAAUUUGUCAGGCCACUGGAGAUGGAACGUGGCAAAAUGGGAUUUAAAUGCAAAAGGCCUCCUGAAGGCUUUUUGGCACUGUGGCUCACUUAGCAGAGGUUUCUCAAAAUCUUCAGGACAGCUUCCAAAAGAUCAAGAGAGCUAUCUCCAGGCUGGUCCUUCCCUUGAGAUUCCAUGAGGUUUACAAAGAAGUGGCCCUGGGAGCACCCUGUCACCGAACCCCAGCAUGCAGCCUCCUGAGCCCCCAGCUUAACUCCCACAAGCCUUCGAGAGCCCCUCAUCUCAGACCCAUGCACUGCCUCUUUGUUCAAACUUGCAAUAUCCCUUAAGGACAGCACUUGCUGAAUGCUUUCAGUACUGCAGGCCCCAUGCCAAGCCCCUUAGAAGUUCAUCUCAUGGUGCCAUCACAGCCACACACACACCAUUGGCGAUGAGCCAACUGAUUGUGAGUGGCAUGUAUUAAAAAGUACAGUGGUGGUCCAGAAUCUCCAAGUUUCUAGUCACUUUUUGUUAAUCAGGACUUUACUGAGAUGUGAUUUUGUUCCACUUUCUUCCAUAGCAAUGAGUGGCCUCAUCUUUCUGAUGACCCAUUUAGCAACACCCCCAUUUCCUGUGUGCCAAACACUGCUCAGAAUCACUAACUGGUUGUCUUAUCUCAUUUUGUCUUCACAUUAACCCUGUCAGACCGGCAAUAUCAGUCCCUUUACAAGAGAGAUGUCUGAUGUGCAGGGUUUGAACCUGAGUCUGCCAGGCUACGGAACUCAGCACGCAGCCACCAGCGUCAGCUGUCUGCUGUGUAUCUGUUGAAAAGAAAGGCUUUAAGGAAUGUCACUCUGUGCAAAAAGAACCUGAAUCAGAUGCAGGCAGAGGGGCAGAAUUAGUUUGACUUUUAAGAAAAAUCUCUGGGGAGUUUCUUUUGAUUUCUACAAUUCCUUUUAGAUUUCUUUCCAGCAAACCAACUAGCUUUAGUAAUGCUGCUAUAACAAACUCUUAGGAGAGUGAAGGGGAAAAAAGUAUUCUUCUCUUCUUUUAAAAAAAAUAAUUUUUCUUGCUUAUAGUUAACUCUAGAAAGGCAAUACUAAAGGUAUAUAUUUUUUUCAAAAUGCUAUUUUUUACUGCACUUGAUAAAUAUGAUGGCUCUGGUCUCUGUAACAGAUCCACUCUUCAGCUCCAGGCAGAACCAGAGACAGGGUUCACACCAAAUUUGUAAAUACCGUGUGUAGGCCUGGUGUUCAGGAACUUUUUUCUUUUCUGAAGAAAAAAGAAGAAGAAGAAAGAAAAGAUGGCUUUUAGAAAGAGGAAUACAAUUAAAUUUUCUUUCAAGAUAGAUAACCUUUCUCCAAGAAAGGGAAAGCAACAAUUGUAUGAACAGAGAAAUGAACCAGCUUUCAGAAAUUAAGGAAGAGGGGUCUCUGGCCCUGAUGUGCGAUUAAUAGUAAUGCAGAUGUAUUUUCAUUUUGGUUGAAAGGCAUCAAGACUUGAGAAAUGCUUUAGGACUAGAUUUUUGAUUUUCUAAAGAACUAUCAUUUGCUGUAAAAUAUCUACUCAGUUGUUUGGGUUGGGUUUCUUGUUUAUUGCUUCUUUUUUUAAAAAAAAAAAAAAAAAAAAAAAAAAGCUUUGUUGAGUGGCUCCGGGCUUAUUUGCCUAAAUUCUUAGGUAGUUUACACAAGUUCUAGAAUCUUUUAGAGCUUUGACUCCAUUGGAAGCAAACCUAGCUAGUCAGAAUCUGAGAUCCCGGUUGGUGUCACUAGGUGUUCUGGAAUUCUGACAGAACACCUAAGGAUUGUUUUUAGAAGGUUUUAGAUACAUUAUCUUACACAAACUGUGACCUAAAAUGGCAAUAAUUACCUCAAACGUGGGCAUUCAUCCUGGUUUUAGCCUUUUUUGAAAUCAUGUAGCCAGCUUGAUCUUGAGAUUUAAAAGACUGAAUUCUGUGUGGGCUGAAAAUAUUGAUUAAUGCACACCCUGGUUGUUGUUGCUUAAGUGAAUUCUAACAAAAGUUCAUCUUUAGAGAAGAAAUUAAACCAAGGAAGGGAUGAUUCUCUGCGUAUUGUAAUUAAAUGUGAUGUUCCAGUAUACCCACGCACAGCAUAUAUAUUCUUAGCUACUGUAAAAUGCUGUUAGCCUUCUGAGAUACCAAGAGUCUCACUUUAAACAAGUAAACUAAGUAAAUGACUCUGGAUACUUAAGCAUAUUUCUGGCUACGUUUUAUAGUUAAAGUGUUUUAUAGUUUACAUUUAAACUGGUACUUUUUAAAGAAAAUUCCUGUUUCUAACUGACAUCUCCAAACCCCAGCAAUUGCCUCUACAGGAGGAGGCCGUGUAUCCCCAAGUCACCUUUGUUCUACCUAUACUGUCCUGUGGCCCAGUGUGUGCAUUUCCCUCCAUAACGCUGGUUUCCAGGCGAGCUAGAGAGAAUGUGAAAGGAAGUCGGGAUGGGGUGGGAAGGGUCAGACCCCAGCUCUGGCCGGCUGGGGUCUCAUGCCGUGUUGGAUCCACGCUUGUCUGCAGGCCUCUGACACCUUGGAAGAGGCAGCAAAAACUGACCCCUGGUCCAUUGAUUUUUUUCUUGAUUUGAAUAUUUCACUUGUUCAUAGAUCUACUCGCUUCCAUUCACCAGGCAAUAGAAGACACUGGGAUUCAGGUGGCCCCAGAGAUCCAGCUGCUAUUUCCUGGGCCACCAGUGAUAUUCUGAGCAAUGUCGAAAAGAAGAACAAUACACCUCCAUGCCUGUAUUCAUUGGCUGGGGUUUUUGUAUAUCUGCUGUCUUACUCAUUCUCUCCUUUAAACAAAAAUCAGUGCAAAAGGACGUGUCUACUUUUCACGCAUGGUCAAGCUGAGAUGUGAGGCCCAGUUCAGUGAGCGUGAAAAGUAGGUUCAGUUCAGAGACUGAGCUGCUGAGCCCAAGGAUCUGGAGAAGGAGGAGCCCAGGCCGGUCCCCCAAGGCCUGGUGCACAGAGAGGGCUUGUGACAAUGAGAGAGCUUAGGGCAGGCUGGGAAGUGCUGUUUUCCUUAAGUCUUGUUUGGUUUUUAUUUUCUCUUGUGCCACCACCGGACUGUGGAGGACCUGCUGUGACCUCAGGUGCGAUUCAUUCCUCUAACAGAUGCGACCUUGAGAACUGCAGCACACUCAGGACCAGGGAGCUCUCUGUUCACAUCGUACCUUGGAUUUCUCCCUGUGGGCCACAGGGACACCAGGGUCUUGUUUGGCUUUCUUUGUUAGAAUUGUUGCUAUGGAGUGCUCUUCCUCUCGCCCUCUUAACUGUCCUCCCACCUUUGUGUGUGCUCGUGUGUGUGUGUGCACGCGUGUGCUUUUCCUUUGCACUAAUUAACCAAAUGAAUUUUGUGUCAUUGUCUUUGGGGCUCAUCUAUAUUUUUAAAAACUAGAGGUAUAGAAAUUGGCUCUUUUUAUUGUUUGAAAAGUAUGUUUUAAAGAGGGCUCUGGUAUUGCUCUUUCUAGUUCCCUUUCAACCAAGUCUCCAAAUGAAUCUCUCCUGGCACCGCCCCCCAGUUUUCCUUGUGUUGGGUCACUGUCCCUGUGGCCACCUCAGCCUCCACCUGCUGUCACCACAGCCCCGUGCCCAGGCACCCAGGACUUCCGAGAAGCUUGAGAGCCAGGCCGAAAGGCCCUUUGCCUGCUGUCAGAGAGCCACCCACUGGGCUCCAGGGACACUGGGUUAUUACUGUUGAGUCACCUGGCUCAGGUGGGAAGGAGGAACUUGGGAAGUGGAAAGUGAUUGUGCCAUCUCUGUAGCCUUUGUGGCUUCUGCAUGGAACUAGAGCAUCCCCACCCUGUCCCCACCCUCAGAAGGUGAAGUCCCUUUGUGCACUGCCCACCCCCCUUGUCUCUGUGUCCCUGCUUAUUUAAAGCUUGCUUUUUUCCAUGCUUUCCCAGGGCAUAACCAUUUCAGGCCCCCAAAGCAUCUCUUCACCCUCUUCACGUGCGUUUUUUUAACCAAAUGAAAUAAAGGAGAAAGGCACACUCUGGGGCAGCAGAAGCCCUAGUUAGUAGAAUCACUGUGUAGACAGAGUUGUUGAUAUAUAUGUCUGUGGAUAUAUAUCAAACCAAAUUCUGGUAGGAGAAGAUAGCUUUACGGCUGAGGGGAAGCGGAGCCCUGUAGAGGUCGGAGCCAGCCUUAGCAUGGGCAUCCCUGCUCCUUCACACAUGGGCCAGGUGGCCCUUGUCCCUCUCACCACAGUGGAGCUGGGUCCUGAGGGGGCCACCGCUCUCUGGUCCCCAGCAUCAAGGACAUGGAUGAGGAAGAGGUGGCAGCCGAUCAGAAUGACUGGAAUUUUCCAGGCUGUUUUCCUUUGACCACACAUACUGAGCUGCAGCCCGAUAGUAUAUCACAUUUCCAGAAAUGAUACCCAUUAGGAUGGAAAGAGAACAGAUCUGUAGAAAUGUUUACCUUCCAGCUGCCCAUGAAUUCAGGACACUCUGGACAGACAGGCACACUCGCCAGAAAGCCAGCGGGAAAGAGGAAGCCUGGUGACACCCGGUCCCCAGCCCUAGGUACAUGGCUCCCUCCUGGUCACCUCACCCAGCUCUUUCUCUACCGGGUCAUCUUAGCUCAAUCUCAGUAACCCCAUGAAGCCCUGGUCCGUUGUGUUUCUCACUGUACGGUUUCUGUAAUAAAAAGUGUUAAUCCAUGUUAAUCUGUGUGAAAAUUAUUGCGUGCAACAGUAUUUUCUUGUGUACCUCUUUUCCCUCUGUGAAUUGUCCCUCUUUUCUUUUUUAUUUAUAAAUGUCUACUUUUUUAAAGACAAACCAAUGUGUUGUAGACCUCUGUGUAACUAUUCCUUAGUCUCAUAUUAUAGGUAUGUUAUAAGAAUGGAUAUUUUACUUGGCUUUAGAAUGUUUUACAAGAAAACUAAUUCUUAACUGAUCAAGUCCUUGCUACUAAAAUGCUUGUGUUUUUUCAUCAUGAUGUCGUGUGCUUCUAAAUUAAUCAUUUUCGUUGUAGAAAAAUGGAGUGAAUUUAUAUUAGUCUUGGAAACUAAUAGCAUUGUAAAUUUAUGAGAUGAUUUUAACAGAAAAAAUUAUAGAAGAAUAUAGUUAUUUUAAUUGUAAUAUUACUAACUGUAGGGUGAGAAACGGGGUCCUGUUGUGGUGAACUAUGUUAUAGCUUGUUACAGUUUCUUUUGAUCAUUUUUUCGGUCUCUGAGGUGAAACGAGUUAUUAAUUAAAAUUUGUAAACUCACAUAUGCAUAUUGUAUAUGUGUAGAAAUGUAAUCACACUUCGUCUUGGAAUUACAUUAAACUGUUUGGAAUCACUGGA